Sesamum indicum (sesame) is the source of this 1175-nucleotide messenger RNA. Its product is annotated as abscisic acid receptor PYL4. The record is from RefSeq and is a predicted model, not a curated record. Gene Ontology annotation, cellular component: nucleus; cytoplasm. NCBI's taxonomy places the organism in Eukaryota, Viridiplantae, Streptophyta, Magnoliopsida, Lamiales, Pedaliaceae. Gene Ontology annotation, biological process: abscisic acid-activated signaling pathway. Gene Ontology annotation, molecular function: abscisic acid binding; signaling receptor activity; protein phosphatase inhibitor activity.
UCUCCUUUGAAAUUUCAACUACUUUUCUCUCUCUCUCUCUCUCUCUCUGUCUCAGCCCAUCCUUCGCUGCUAAUUAAGCCGCCCCUUUCUCUCUCCAGCAGCCAAUAUAUAUUCCAAUUUACAACAUACAACACACAGAAGCAUAGCAUAGAGCACACGCCAUCCCCCAUAAUCAUCAACAUCCACAAAUCAGAGUAACAAACAAACAGGUACAACCGCCCUCCAUGAAAAUGCCUUCCUCUCAUCCAAAUUCCUCCCUUCUACUACAGCGAAUCAACCAAACACCUUCCACCACCGCCGUCACGGCGUGUAAACAGGCAUACCGUCAUCCCACCGCCGCCCACGUCCCCGACCACGUAGCACGUUACCACACCCACGCCGUGGGCCCCAACCAGUGCUGCUCCGCUGUUACCAAACACAUCUCCGCCCCCGUCUCCACUGUAUGGUCAGUCGUUCGCCGCUUCGACAACCCACAAGCCUACAAACACUUCGUCAAGAGCUGCCACGUGGUCCUCGGGAACGGCGAUGUCGGCACCCUUAGAGAAGUCCGCGUCAUCUCCGGGCUGCCCGCUGCCAGCAGCACGGAACGCCUGGAGAUCCUGGACGAUGAGCGGCACGUCAUCAGCUUCAGUGUUGUCGGAGGAGACCACCGAUUAGCCAACUACAGAUCCGUCACCACCCUGCACGCGGCUGUCAACGGCGGGACGGGUGGGGUGGAGUCGUACGUUGUUGACGUGCCACAAGGUAACACUAAGGAAGAGACAUGUGUUUUUGUGGACACCAUUGUGAAAUGUAAUCUUGAGUCUUUAGGGCAGAUCGCAGAGAAUUUAGGCAGACGAAACCCUUCUUCUCCAUAAGAAAUGAUGAUAGGCAUGCAGUGCAGAGAAAAUUACAACUCCAUAUCAGAGAAAUCUAGCUAGGACUGAUAAAAUUGUUUGUCUGCGAUGACAUGAUCUGAAUCGUCGGCCAGAAAUGUUUUAUCUUUUAUUUAUAAAUAUUUGUGGAAGAAGGCAGGUACAUGCAAGUUUUUGUGUUGUUAGUGAAUUGUCAUGGUUUGGCGAAAGGAAUCUCCCGGCCGGAAUGGGGAUGAUGAGGUGGUGCAAACCCAUUCCAGCUAAUAAUUAAGCUUAAAAUGCAUUAGGAUGGAUGUGGGCAUCAUCCUAAUUAAUUCUUAA